AUGGAGCCCGGCGAUUAUGCCACCCUGGACGGGGCCAAGGCCAUGGAAGGCUUGCCCGGAGCCGGAGGGAGCCGGAAUUUAGCCGCCCGCUCCCCGCUCCCCAGCCACCCCGCCGCCGGGGCGCCUCCGCUGCUGCCCGCCGCCGUCAGCUAUGCCCCCUUGGACCUGCCGGGCUCUGCGGAACCGCCAAAGCAGUGCCACCCGUGCCCCGGGGUGCCCCAGGGGACGGCCCCCGCUGCGGUGCCCUAUGGCUACUUUGGAGGCGGGUACUAUUCCUGCCGGGUGUCCCGGAGCUCGCUGAAGCCCUGUGCCCAGGCGGCCACCCUCGCUGCCUACCCCGCCGAGACUGCCGCGCCCGGGGAGGAGUACCCCAGCCGGCCCACCGAGUUUGCCUUCUAUCCGGGGUACCCGGGACCCUACCAGCCAAUGGCCAGUUACCUGGAUGUGUCGGUGGUGCAGACUCUGGGCGCCCCGGGGGAGCCCCGCCACGACUCCCUGCUGCCUGUGGACAGUUACCAGCCCUGGGCCCUCACGGGGGGCUGGAACGGCCAGAUGUGUUGCCAGGGGGAACAGAACCCACCGGGUCCCUUCUGGAAGGCGGCAUUUGCAGAGUCAGGCGUGCAGCACCCUCCAGAUGGCUGUGCCUUCCGACGUGGCCGAAAGAAGCGUAUUCCUUACAGCAAGGGGCAGUUGAGGGAGCUGGAGCGCGAGUAUUCAGCGAACAAGUUCAUCACCAAGGACAAGAGGCGCAAGAUCUCGGCGGCCACCAGCCUCUCAGAGCGCCAGAUCACCAUCUGGUUUCAGAACCGCCGGGUUAAGGAGAAGAAAGUCCUGGCCAAGAUCAAGACCACCACUAAUCCGUGA
Messenger RNA from Lontra canadensis (Northern American river otter), 864 nucleotides. RefSeq names its product homeobox B13 (gene HOXB13). Bases 1 to 864 code for a protein of 287 amino acids. The transcript has 2 exons. Gene Ontology annotation, biological process: regulation of transcription by RNA polymerase II. Lineage: Eukaryota; Metazoa; Chordata; Mammalia; Carnivora; Mustelidae. The record is from RefSeq and is a predicted model, not a curated record. Gene Ontology annotation, molecular function: DNA-binding transcription factor activity, RNA polymerase II-specific; RNA polymerase II cis-regulatory region sequence-specific DNA binding.